Messenger RNA from Sinocyclocheilus anshuiensis, 2554 nucleotides. RefSeq names its product pleckstrin homology domain-containing family B member 1-like. Lineage: Eukaryota; Metazoa; Chordata; Actinopteri; Cypriniformes; Cyprinidae. Bases 705 to 1268 code for a protein of 187 amino acids. Gene Ontology annotation, biological process: regulation of cell differentiation. The record is from RefSeq and is a predicted model, not a curated record. Gene Ontology annotation, cellular component: membrane. The transcript has 6 exons.
CAGUGCCAUGCAGUGAUGACGAAGUUACUAAUUACAGGUCUCACAGCUUCUGUGAUAAAUCUGUUUAUAGGUCAGGUACAUUGAUGGUUUAAAAACAGAUAAUUGGCUUGAUAUGACUACUACAAUUACUUGGUGUUUGCUCAAUUUAGCCAAAAGGGAGAUUAAGGUGUGCAUGUGAACAUGAUGUCUGUCCACAGAAUUACAAAAUCAUUCAGAACCUCUUUGUUGAGACAUCUCCAGAAAGGAAUUAAGUUUAUGAAGACAUUAAUUUUAAUUCAAAUCUUUAAAAAAAAAAUGCAACAGGUGUAUUUUAAGGUUAAUGUUAGUGUGAUUUAGAUGAGUGUGCUUCAGUAUGCAUAUUUAGCAUUCAAUCUGAGCAAGGAGGCUGUUAACAGGCUAAACUUUUAAACCUUGAUACACAGUAAUACUGUACACAAUAACAUGAAGUAGAGAUUGAGAAACACAGGAAAGAAAGAGAAUAUUCCAUGUACAACCAGUACAAACUCACAUGGUGCUGUAAUCUGAGAUUACUGGUCCAGCGAAUCUUCACUUUGGCCUGUUAAAAGGAUUAGAGGAAGAGUCAUCAACUAUUCCAGCACUACAAAACCCCCUCCGACUGCCGAGACAUCUUUAGUCAGUCAUCGCACAAGCACAACAUUAGGAGUAUAGCUGUUGUUCCUGUAGCAGUUGACUGAUCAGGCCCAAUGGCGCUGCUCAAAUCUGGCUGGCUCUGGAGACAGUCUUCAAUCCUCAAACGCUGGAAGUUGAACUGGUGUGACCUGUGGAUAGAUGGGAGCUUUGUUUUUUACAAAACUGAAUCCAGAAGAGACUAUGAGACCAAAGUGAAUCUGAAGGCCACCUGUGUGAAUGUGAAGUCUGGACUGGAGUGUCCAAAUGUAUGUCCACCUGAGAGUCACCCCAGAGAGAAUCUGCUGGUUGUUUAUCUGAGGCAUGGUAAUAUGCUGAUCCUGUGUGCCAACAGUGAAGAUGAGGCACUGGCCUGGAAACUCACACUCAUGGAGGCGAAAAUAAAUCCUGUUUUCACAUACAAUCCCUAUGACGAUACAUACCAAACCGUUCCAAUUGACAGUCAUAAUGCAGUUUACAUCAUGCCAAGUACAGGUAGUGGAGGGACUCAGCAUGUCUGGGUACACAGAGACUCUUAUGACAACAAUUUUGGAGAGCAGAUUGCGUUGGGCCUCCUGGCUGGAAUGGCUGCAGGUACAGCAAUGCGUUCUCUUCUAUGGAUGCCCUUCUGGUUCUGCUGAGGACCAGUCAGAUAGCAGGAUGAUCACUGGAAAUCCAGCAGACUGAGAGAACAGACUGGAAGAGCCGUCCAUAAAGCUCAGCCAUAGCAAAUGCUCCUGUUCCUUCGUAUAAAUAUGUAAAUAUGAGAAUAGCUGCAGCUGUUUUAAACUCAGUGGGCAUUAAGUGGUUAAUCAGUGUGUAAAGGAGGGAUUCUUCUUUUUUGAUUGUUUACAGUUCUUUAGAAUAUCUAUAAAACUAUGUAAUUCUGCACACAGCUAAUGAUUGUUUUUUCUUGCUGCCAUGAUUCUGCUUUGUGUAUGUCGUACAUGUAUAGCUUUGCAAACUUGCUCAGGGUUUUGUCCAUUAUUAUGUUAUUUUUCUCUCAGACAAGUUCUCCUAUCAGUAUUUAUAAAAAGUUCCAAGAUUUUUCUAACUCUAAAACACUAAAGCCCGAAUUCAUUAUGUUCCAUAGCAUGAGGUUUGGGAGUGAUCAUCAGACUAUUGAAUGCUCUUCAAAUGAGAAUCUUGCAAAACUCUUCUUACAAAAGAAUAUGAUGCUGAAGUUGCCAACAAAAGCUGAAUAUGUUGAUCAAGCCUUCGAAAUACCUCAAAAAUGAAGGCAUGAUUAUGAAAUCAGUUCUCAUAACUGACCACUAGAGGCAGGCAGAGCAGCAUUUGCAUUUGGCCUGUUUACACACUACUAUGCUACCUUGCCAGUAUAAGUUAUAAACAAUAUUGUUGUGCAAAAUAAAAUGCAGAAUAAUAAAAACAGAAUCAUAUUAGUUGGCAUUUCAUUUUUUGUGUGUUUACAAUUAAAACUCCUGCACAUUUAACAAUGUCCUGAUUAACAAAGAAAGUUAUACAUAAUCCAUCAAGGAAAAAAAAAAACCCCACUGUUGCUAAAUAUAAGAUUUUAUUAGGGACGCCUCAAGAUGCUGAUCAAUUUUUGCAGUGCAAAUAAUGAGCAUUGGUGUCAAGCAGUGUUACCAGACGAAACUGGUUAAAAUCUAUUUGAAACGAAUGAGACCGUUUCAAGAAAACCAAACAAAAUGCACUAUAUCAUAAAAACGUUUAGAUCAGUCUGGGGACAAACUUAUCACUGUACAUUAAAAAAAAACAAACGUGGCAGGUGCUUAGGGCCAGAAUGUCUAAACGUCUCCAUGUAUACAAAUUAUGACAAACAAAACAGUUUAAAAACAAAAACAUUACAAAUAAAUAUUAGGGUUCAUGCUUGAUUCAACAAAUCAAACUAUAUCUAGUGUGUCAUUAUUACAAUAAACCAAACUUUACAAUGCUUAAAAAAAAA